This is a messenger RNA of Oppia nitens, 1325 nucleotides long. Its product is annotated as leukocyte elastase inhibitor-like. The coding region runs from base 79 to 1266 and encodes 395 amino acids. The transcript is spliced from 2 exons. NCBI's taxonomy places the organism in Eukaryota, Metazoa, Arthropoda, Arachnida, Sarcoptiformes, Oppiidae. The record is from RefSeq and is a predicted model, not a curated record. Gene Ontology annotation, molecular function: serine-type endopeptidase inhibitor activity.
UCAUUUUAUCAAAAAUUAAAUAUUAAUAUAAAUAUCAAUUGUUUUUUUUAAUAUAACAAAAAUACAGAUUUAAAAACAAUGUCUUCAUCGCUAUCAUCGCCACUAUUGGACUUUACGUUUAAGAUAUACAAACAGUUAGCCGCCGCCGAUGGCCAACAAAACGUAGUAUUUUCGCCCGUUUCCUUAUCGGCCGCCCUAUCGCUGGCACUGUUGGGCACCGGCAGUACAACUGGCCAACAGCUGGCCCUGGCGUUGUUUGGCAAAACUAUUGGCCACCACUCAGCCGCCGAUAGUGAAUAUGAAUCGCUGGCCAAACAAAUUGGUGAACUAUUUUCGGCAACAUUGGCCAACAAUUCGACAGCCGUCCAAAAUGCAAACCUUAUCUAUACGGACCAUAAAUUUACAGUUGAAGAGGAAUACAGGCGAUUAGUGACCAAAUAUUUGUCGGCAACGGCCCGACAAUUGGAUUUCAAAAGUCGGGAAGCAGUUCAGGUGAUCAACGCUGACAUCAGUAGUGCAACUAAUGGCAAAAUUCAGGAUAUCAUCCAAAGUAUCGACAAUAUGACGGUCGCUAUACUGGCCAAUGCCCUCUACUUCAAAGGUGUCUGGAAAUCGCAGUUUAAUAAAGACCUGACAUUUACGGACAAGUUUACGACCGCCUCGGGCAACAAAAUCGAUGUCCAGAUGAUGUAUCAGCACUACUAUCAGCGAUUGCCGUUCGGCUAUAGUCAACGAUUGAAGACCCGAGCCGUUGAACUGGACUAUAGUAAUUGUGAGGCCACUAUGUUGUUGCUAUUGCCCGACGACGAUAAGGAGGACAACCAGACAUUAGGACAGUUGGUUAGUCAGUUGAAUGCCGAAACACUCAACGAACUGGUAGCUGGUAUGCGCCGUAUUGAAGUAGAUCUGUAUUUACCGAAAUUUAAAGUGGAAUCUAGUCAUCAGCUAAUACCGGCGCUAAACAAAUCGGGAAUUACCGAAAUGUUUGACCAGAGCGGUGCAGCCGACUUUAGCCGACUAUCGGCCAAUGGUGGUGUCUAUAUAUCUCAAGUCUACCAGAAAGUAGUUAUCGAUAUGUCCGAAGAGGGUACGGAAGCAGCGGCCGCUACAGUCAUUGUGGCCAACUGUAUGUCAAUGCCUAGGAUGGAGACGUUCAAAGCCGAUCGGCCAUUCCUGUAUCUAUUGGUCACCAAAUCGGCUGGCGAUGACAACAACCAGAUAUCGUCGAUACUGUUUAUGGGUGAAUGCAAUGAUCCCAGUGCUUAAAAACUACCGGUGUAUAUAUACCACCACUACUACUACUACUACACUAUAUUACUAUUAGA